AUGGUUGAACGCGUUGAUGAUAUGAAGCCAAACCAGAAAUCCCUUCUUUUCAUACUUCAAGUGACACUCAUCAUAGAAUCCAUAUGUCAUUGUGGUGUUGUAGUCCUCGUGGUUUCCACGACACAAGAAGAGAUGUUCUGGAUAGAGACAGUGUUUCAUACCACAUUGAAGAGAAAAACCACGUUAAUUAAGAAAGAUAGUACACGAAUAAAUAAAUAUGAAUGUUCUUCUUUAUGCGCUUCCCAACUCCAUGAUGUACGCCAACAACGUCUUGACUCCCUCCACAUAAUUCCAUUUGUUGUUCUUCUCAUUCUGCGAGUGAGCCAUAUCAUCAGCAGCGCCAAGUGGCAAAAGAAGAACACUCUUUCCGGUGAGCUCUUGGAAUGUCAAUGUGAUUGGAAUAGAGCAUCCCUCACGAAUUCUAUCCGGCUCAACUCCGUGAACUCUCUUCAUCGCGCGGGCUCCCGCCAAGAAGUUCGAGUCAUUGACGUCGACAACCCAUGGCUUUGCACUGUGACCUGGACGUGGCUUGAAGAUGUUCGGCGAUCCACGUUCCGCCCAAACUUUGUUGAGAUAUUCGACUGUACGACGAUUGACUUCCUCUGGGUCCAUAUCUGGCACAAUACGAAUCGAGAACUUUCCGAUGACUUUCGAUGGGAUGACAGUCUUCUCUCCAGGUCCGUAGAAGGCUCCUUCAAUCCCGUGGAAAGCGAGAGAAGGCUCACGCCAUCUACGGAGCAACAACGUCUUCUUGUCUUCGGUGGGGAGAUGGGCGGCUCCGACGCUGUCUCUGAAUUCAGCGACGUCGAAUUCGAUGUCAUCGUAAGUCUUUUCUUCGGCUGCGGAGAGUGGAGCGACUUGAUCGUAGAGUCCUGGAAAUAUAUGAUUGUUUGA
Molecule: messenger RNA, 894 nt
Organism: Caenorhabditis remanei
Lineage: Eukaryota; Metazoa; Nematoda; Chromadorea; Rhabditida; Rhabditidae
Exons: 2
Coding region: 1-894 (297 amino acids)
Source: RefSeq, a predicted model, not a curated record